UCGGGCUCGGGAUUGCAAACAGAAAGUAGGCAGCCGAACAAAAACACAUUCUUACAAAAUGAGCAAGAAAAUGAAACACAACAACCAGUUUGUCAUGGUUGGAACAUCUGGCGAGGAAGAUUCAAGACCAUUUGUUUGGAAAUGCUUGGACGAAAUCGGAAAACGAGUUGAAAAAUUGCGAGAAGAUGCGGUUAAAUUGGAGGCUGAGAAGAAAGUGUUGUUGUCAAUGUUACAAGAUGUCCAAGAUAAAAAUAACCGAAACAUGCCAGAGGUAGAGGUUGAAGAAAUUGAAGCCAUGGCAGAGAGACUGGUUUGUCGAUGUCUUACAGUAGAUAUUGGAAUCAUUACACCGAGAACUGAGGAACAGGAAACAGCUCUGAACAAAGUGAAUAAACUUAUGCAUGAAAUUGAACAGCAGUUCAACCUUGACAUUCAAAAGACCCUCCACAGGGCUAAGGCUUACCUUAAUGCUUGCCUCUCUGAACCAGUGGGAGCUCAUAUAGAUCAUCGCUUCCAAGGAAUGAUUAUUGAGUGUAACAUUGAUGACCAGAAGAAAAUCAGAAAAAGGCUUGAAUGUCUUGUGGAGACGUAUUCACCAUCAGAAGAUUUGAAUGGAUAAAAUUUAUUAUGAAUGGUUGUUUAAAUAUAGAUUGCUUCUUAUGACAUAUAUCCAGGAAAAUGGCAAAGUGAUAUUACUUUAAGUAGGCAAGUAUUUGUAAUCUCAGUUGUGCUGUACAACCCACUAUUGUUUCUAUAAACUUCAAUACCGUAAUUUUUAAAAAAUUAAAAGUCUACUUAAUAAGGUA
Magallana angulata is the source of this 806-nucleotide messenger RNA. Its product is annotated as BAG family molecular chaperone regulator 2-like. Bases 59 to 619 code for a protein of 186 amino acids. Lineage: Eukaryota; Metazoa; Mollusca; Bivalvia; Ostreida; Ostreidae. The record is from RefSeq and is a predicted model, not a curated record. Gene Ontology annotation, biological process: protein stabilization. The transcript has 2 exons. Gene Ontology annotation, molecular function: protein-folding chaperone binding; adenyl-nucleotide exchange factor activity.